AUGUCGGCGGCUACUUCCUCCUUCUCCCCAGCCCUCUCUGCUCUACAAUUGUCGUCAGCAUCCAAAACCCACGAGGCUCCGUCCAGCCUAGGGUUUUCUUCAGUGGUGUCGAAGACUCUAAACCCUCUCAUAGCCAAAGCUACACGCGGUGUUAACAGUGUCUCCGGCGGCGGCUCGGCUCUCGGAGCUCGUAUGGUGUCAAUGCCGACUGUUAAGCCCCCGGCAUCUCUCGAUUUCGAGACCUCUGUUUUCAAGAAGGAGAAGAUCAAUCUCGCUGGUCACGACGAGUUUAUUGUGAGAGGAGGGCGAGAUCUGUUCCAUUUGUUGCCCGAUGCUUUCAAGGGUAUUAAACAGAUUGGUGUUAUCGGUUGGGGUUCUCAGGGACCUGCUCAAGCUCAGAAUUUAAGAGAUUCUCUAGCUGAAGCAAAGUCUGAUAUUGUGGUCAAGAUUGGGCUCAGGAAGGGUUCCCGUUCUUUUGCUGAAGCUCGUGCAUCUGGUUUCUCCGAGGAGAAUGGGACAUUGGGUGAUAUAUGGGAAACAGUCUCGGGCAGUGAUCUCGUUUUGCUACUCAUUUCUGAUUCUGCUCAGGCUGAUAAUUAUGAGAAAGUAUUUUCACACAUGAAGCCCAAUAGUAUACUGGGCCUUUCCCAUGGUUUCCUUUUAGGGCAUUUGCAGUCAGUGGGUCUUGACUUCCCCAAGAACAUCAGUGUAAUUGCUGUAUGUCCAAAGGGGAUGGGUCCAUCUGUAAGGCGACUUUAUGUCCAAGGAAAAGAGAUAAAUGGUGCGGGAAUUAAUUCCAGUUUUGCAGUCCACCAGGAUGUUGAUGGCAGAGCCACAGAUGUGGCCCUUGGCUGGUCGGUUGCCCUUGGUUCUCCUUUCACAUUUGCUACUACGCUAGAGCAGGAAUACAAAAGUGACAUCUUUGGCGAGCGAGGCAUUUUACUUGGUGCUGUUCAUGGAAUUGUGGAGUCCCUGUUUAGAAGAUACACUGAAAAUGGAAUGAGUGAAGAUUUGGCUUAUAAAAACACUGUAGAAUGCGUAACUGGAAUUGUGUCAAGGACCAUCUCAACUAAGGGCAUGCUGGAGAUAUACAACUCUUUGUCUGAAGAUGGCAAAAAGGAAUUUGAGACUGCAUAUAGUGCCUCAUACUAUCCUUGCAUGGACAUCUUGUAUGAAUGCUAUGAAGAUGUAGCCAGCGGUAGUGAGAUCCGUAGUGUUGUCUUGGCCGGGCGUCGCUUUUAUGAGAAGGAUGGUCUGCCUGCAUUCCCAAUGGGUAAAAUUGAUCAGACCCGCAUGUGGAAAGUUGGGGAGCGUGUCCGAGCAACACGGCCAGCUGGUGACCUAGGCCCAUUAUACCCUUUCACUGCUGGUGUUUUUGUUGCCUUAAUGAUGGCUCAGAUCGAAGUCUUGAGGAAGAAGGGUCAUUCAUAUUCAGAGAUCAUUAACGAAAGCGUUAUUGAGUCUGUGGAUUCUUUGAAUCCUUUUAUGCAUGCUCGGGGAGUUGCCUUCAUGGUUGACAAUUGUUCAACAACAGCUCGGUUGGGAUCUAGGAAAUGGGCUCCAAGAUUUGAUUACAUUCUUACUCAGCAGGCCUUGGUUUCUGUGGAUAAUGGUGCACCCAUCAACCAAGACCUCAUCAGCAACUUCAUGUCAGAUCCAGUACAUGGAGCCAUUAAAGUAUGCGCCGAACUGAGACCUACAGUUGAUAUUUCAGUGCCUGCUGAUGCAGACUUUGUGCGACCAGAGUUGCGUCAAUCUAGCAAUUAG
Molecule: messenger RNA, 1767 nt
Organism: Prunus armeniaca (apricot)
Lineage: Eukaryota; Viridiplantae; Streptophyta; Magnoliopsida; Rosales; Rosaceae
Source: the annotation of a GenBank genome assembly